This is a messenger RNA of Punctularia strigosozonata HHB-11173 SS5, 981 nucleotides long. Its product is annotated as mitochondrial dicarboxylate transporter. Lineage: Eukaryota; Fungi; Basidiomycota; Agaricomycetes; Corticiales; Punctulariaceae. Bases 1 to 981 code for a protein of 326 amino acids. The transcript is spliced from 6 exons. Gene Ontology annotation, molecular function: oxoglutarate:malate antiporter activity. Gene Ontology annotation, biological process: transmembrane transport. The record is from RefSeq and is a predicted model, not a curated record.
AUGAGCACCCCGCCGUCGUCCCUCAAGCAGGACUGGCUGCAUACGCCAUUCGUUCGGGUUGCUCUGCCAUUCAUCAACGGAGGCCUGGCAGGCAUGACAGCAACCGCCAUAAUACAGCCCAUAGACAUGGUGAAGGUUCGACUACAAUUAGCGGGAUCAGCGGCGGACUCGGUCGCAACCGGUGGUGCCAUGGCGGUGACCCGGCCCACGCCCUUUAGCAUCGCCCGCGAAAUCGUUGCGGCUGGCAAAGUCCUCGAUUUGUACACCGGCCUCAGCGCGGGACUGCUCCGGCAGGCCGUAUACACCACAGCACGGCUCGGCUUUUUUGACACGUUUAUGAACGCCCUUACAGCUCGGGCCGCUGCCAAUAACACCUCUGAUGCAUCGAAGGCUGGGAUCGGUUUUGGAGAGCGCGCUCUGGCGGGUCUGGCGGCUGGUGGCCUCGCUGCGAUGGUUGGGAAUCCUGCUGAUCUCGCUCUCAUCCGGAUGCAGAGCGACGGACUCAAACCGGCUGGGGAAAGAGCCAAUUACAAAGGCGUAUUCGACGCGUUGCUUCGCAUCUCCCGAAACGAAGGCAUUACAGCCCUUUGGGCAGGUUGCACGCCGACCAUUGUACGCGCAAUGGCGCUGAACUUCGGGCAACUCGCGUUCUUCUCUGAAGCGAAGACGCGUCUCAAACAGCUCGCAGAAAGCCAAGCUUCUAAGAGCACCCAAACUCUGGCCGCCUCAGCCAUCGCUGGGUUCUUUGCGAGCUUCUUCAGCUUACCCUUCGAUUUUGUGAAGACGAGGCUCCAGAAGCAGACCAAGCGUUCCGAUGGCUCCUUGCCAUACAAGUCCAUGUUCGACUGUUUCCGGAAAGUUGCGCGUGAUGAAGGCUUGCUACGGUUCUACCGAGGCUUUGGAACAUACUACGUCCGCAUUGCGCCUCAUGCGAUGGUGACCCUGAUUGUGGCCGAUUACCUUGGCUGGAUUACGAAAUAA